GCUCGCUCGCUCACUUGUGCUAAGCGAGAUGAUAAUGCAUGGUCAGCUGACGCUGCAUGUUGUUCUACUCAUUUAUUGGUAGGUAAUCAAUGAUAAGUGGUCAGGUAUUGUCAGGGUGAUGGACUCUUCACUUGUCACAACAGCUCCAUAUAGAAAGACAUAAAACUUUUGAAUGACGGUAAUUAAAAACAAUAUGGGAAUGGGCAUAUCACUGCAGCAUAUCAAGGACAGCAAGUCGCCGAAUACAAAAAUAAUUACCAUCACCCUCCCAGCAGAAAUGUCAUCCAUACCGUCACGUCGGCUAGAGACAAUCUUGGCAUGCUAUCUCCAUGCCAGUAAUCAGAAGGCCACCGUCGAAACACGUUUCACUCAUAGACUCAGCAUAUGCGACGCCUGGGCAAUACCGCAAGGAUCAAAGCUUUUGGACAUCGGCUGUGGUCAGGGAGAAUCAACCCUCGUACUCGCGGAAGCUGUAGGCUCGACAGGUAGCGUCACAGGAGUCGACAGUGCGCCUCCUGACUAUGGCGGUCCUUACACUGUUGGUCAGGCCCAGGCACACAUCCUGGCUUCAGUGCUUGGCCAUCGAAUCACUUUUGAAUGCGCCGAUACAACGCAAUGGUUACAUGAACGCAAGAGAACGUUCCUAGAAUCGUCCUCUAAUGCCCCUUCCCGCUCGGAUCAGGCCUCUGCAUCGUCCUGGACUAGAGCAGCUGAGGCCAGGCUUGGAGAGCACAACACGAUCGAAUUUGACGGCGCGGUCUUCUGCCACAGCCUUUGGUAUUUUCCGUCAACUAAUGCUGUACGCGAGCUUCUGGAGACCAUGGCUGCUGCCAAAGUUUCGCGCAUCUAUGUAGCGGAAUGGAGCGGGCAGGCCCGAACGGCAGCGCAGAAGCCUCACGCGCUGGCGGCCGAAGCGGAGAUGAAGUUAUAUUCUCUCCGAUCUGCGCACUACGUACCCCGGCUUGACGAGCAGAACGUGCGUGGCGGGGCUUUAUUCCCGGACGACUUGGUGGCCCGGGCGGGACAGGCUGGGUGGAGUGUUGCCGGAAGGGGCUUGGUAUCAACACCAUUAGCUAUGAGGGAUGGGUACUGGGAAGCCCAGUAUGUGCUGCGCGGCAGAUUCGAGGAUGAUGUAGACGCGGUGGUGAAAGAUGCCACUGCGAAAUGUGAGUUGCUAGGAUAUCGGAACAAGAUCGCGUCAGCUGUAGAGGCAUUAGAGGCGAAUGGCGGCAGCGUGGAAUGUAUGGACACUGCAUGGAUAGUACUGGAGAAAUACUAAGUCAGAU
Molecule: messenger RNA, 1286 nt
Organism: Colletotrichum navitas
Lineage: Eukaryota; Fungi; Ascomycota; Sordariomycetes; Glomerellales; Glomerellaceae
Exons: 1
Coding region: 173-1279 (368 amino acids)
Source: RefSeq, a predicted model, not a curated record